AUGGUAUUUUGGGAAGGGUACAUGAGUGAUGAAUCGAUGGGAAUAUUUGCACCAAUCGUGGUGUACUGGUUGUACGCCGGUUUUUAUCAGGCACUGCCUCCUCUAGAGAAGUAUCGCCUACACUCGAAGAAUGAGGAAGAUGAGAAGAACUUGGUCUCUUUGGCCUCCGUUGUUAAGGGUGUUCUUCUUCAACAGAUUGUUCAAGCAGUUGUUGCUUAUUUGCUCUUUCUGGCAACACCAAAUAAUUCAGCUCAAGAAGAAACUCAAUCAUCGGUCCUUGAACAAAUGGUUCGGUUUUGCGUAGCAAUGGUGGUGUUGGACGCUUGGCAAUAUUUUGUACACCGAUUUGUGAUGCACCAUAACAAGUUCAUGUAUCGUUAUGUCCAUUCUCAACACCAUAGGUUAAUUGUACCUUAUGCAAUUGGUGCCCUUUAUAGCCACCCUUUGGAAGGACUUCUAGACACAAUUUCUGGAGCUAUUGCUUUCCUUGUUUCAGGAAUGAAUGCUCGAACUUCUGUUUAUUUCUUUUGUUUUUCUAUGAUGAAGACAAUUGAUGAUCAUUGUGGAUUAUGGUUGCCUGCUAAUAUCUUCCACCUCUUUUUCGAGAACAAUAGUGCUUAUCACGAUAUUCAUCAUCAAAUCCAUGGAUUUAAAUACAACUAUGCUUCUAUGUUUUUCCCUUUUUGGGAUAAACUUCUUGGAACCCACAUGCCUUAUAGUCUUGUAAAGCGACCACGAGGAGGUUUUGAGGCUAAACCACUACUCAAAAAACAUUAA
Impatiens glandulifera is the source of this 777-nucleotide messenger RNA. Its product is annotated as very-long-chain aldehyde decarbonylase GL1-9-like. Bases 1 to 777 code for a protein of 258 amino acids. The record is from RefSeq and is a predicted model, not a curated record. NCBI's taxonomy places the organism in Eukaryota, Viridiplantae, Streptophyta, Magnoliopsida, Ericales, Balsaminaceae. The transcript is spliced from 2 exons. Gene Ontology annotation, biological process: lipid biosynthetic process. Gene Ontology annotation, molecular function: oxidoreductase activity; iron ion binding.